AUGGCAUCCACCAACAACCCCACCACCACAUUCGGCGCCUCAAUCAUCCCAACCCAAUCCCACACCCAAUACGCCGCCGACGACGCAUUACUACCCCCCCAAACCCUCGACUCCCCCGUCCUCACCCCUGCCGCUUCAAACGAAGACAUAGCAAGCGAAUACAACGCCAGCGGCAAACCCAUCCCAAUCCACUCUCCCUUCUACACCCACCUGCCCGCCUCUUUCGAACGCGUCCAAACCACCCACAGCCGCCAAACAAGCAAAGCCAACAUCUCCACUAGUGAAAAAGACCUCGAAGCCGGCCUCACACCCGUGACCACGCACGCCGCCUCGCGGAAUGAUGAGAACAACCCCUUCACGUCCAGAGUCAGUCUGGAGCAUAACAAAGAAUGCAAAAUGUGGCCCUCGAAACAAACCCUCAUGCUGCAGAAAACUGAGGCGCGUCGGGCGAAACACGCGAGGAAGUUCUGUGGUGGUUGUGCGGCGCCGGUGAGGCAGUGGUGGGGACAGUUCGAUAAGAGGCAGCGAUUGAUUAUGAAGAUCUUGAUGGCUUUCUUCGUUGUUGCCGCGAUUGUGGGGAUCUGUGUGGGCAUUUCGGUGGCGGUGCAUGGGACGUAUUAUAGUAAUUCGGGACAGCAGUCUGUUCAGCAGCAGCACGAUGGGAAGGGUGGGAGCGGGAGUUCGUGA
Messenger RNA from Recurvomyces mirabilis, 687 nucleotides. RefSeq lists its product as uncharacterized. The record is from RefSeq and is a predicted model, not a curated record. Lineage: Eukaryota; Fungi; Ascomycota; Dothideomycetes; Mycosphaerellales; Teratosphaeriaceae. The coding region runs from base 1 to 687 and encodes 228 amino acids. The transcript has a single exon.